Messenger RNA from Ramularia collo-cygni, 1398 nucleotides. RefSeq lists its product as uncharacterized. The coding region runs from base 1 to 1398 and encodes 465 amino acids. Gene Ontology annotation, biological process: regulation of transcription by RNA polymerase II. Gene Ontology annotation, cellular component: SAGA complex. Lineage: Eukaryota; Fungi; Ascomycota; Dothideomycetes; Mycosphaerellales; Mycosphaerellaceae. The transcript has a single exon. Gene Ontology annotation, molecular function: transcription coactivator activity. The record is from RefSeq and is a predicted model, not a curated record.
AUGAACCCCGCUGACCUCACCAUCUCGCCUUACCAGAGCAAGGUCGCGCCUGCCGCGUCGUCCUCGGGGCAGAAGAAUGGCGCGUCCGGGGGAAAGGUGCAGGUGGAGCGCGUGAAUGUGGAACCCAUGUACAAGCAGCUACAAAAGGUCCUGGGAAAAGAUUGGGAGGCGUAUCGCACCGCGCUGAAGGAUUUUGUGCUGGGAAACCUCUCACAGAAUGAGCUGUCAUACUUCCUCCAGCCCAUGUUUGUCGCUGCCGCCGCAGCCGCUGCAGCAUCCUCCUCCACGUCGUCGAGCUCCAGCUCUGCCGCUGUAGAAUCGUUUCGGACGCCAGCUGCUGUCACCAACCUCCACAACUGUUUCUUCAUUUCCGUCUUCUCCAACUGCCAGCGCGAUCCACCGCCGACUGAAGUAGCGCCAUGGGUCGUCGCGACCGACAAGCCCACGGCCACCGCCAAAAGUGCCGGUGCCGGAUCGGGCGCCAAUGACAAGGCCGAGGAGCGUCUGAGACAUGAGGUGAUGCAUGUGCAUGCCCGCGAUCGCAAGCGAAUUAAGCUGUCCAAGGAACCCGCAUAUCCGGUCAACGAUGGCCUCCGAGACAUGCAAGAGUACCGCAACGAGCUGGGCAUCCAUCAACGACAGCAAGCGCAACAGGUAGAACCGCAGAGUGCGACUGGCACUGGUCCUUCUGGUCUUGCGAAGACGAACUGGGAUGUGGAAAUUCGCCGUCGCUACGCACAGCCUCUCGCCUCUGAGCUGCUCGAGUUCCCAAGCCUACACGAGAUUCAAUCUCGAAUCGAACCCAUUUGUUACGAAGAAGGUCUCACGAACGGUGUGCAGCAGGGUGCAAUGCAAGCAUGUGCAGAAUUGGUCGAACAGGCCACCGAAGUCUGCGUGAAGGAAAUGAUCGGCGCACUCCUGAAUCAAGUUCGCAGCAACGCGGUAGGCGGCCGAGGAGGGAUUCAGACGACCAAGUUCCAGCGCCAGCUCAGAAAGGAAGAAGAGGAUGUCGAGGUGGGUAUCGUGCAGCGUACGGCAGGUGGUCUUCUGCCCGUAGAGGUGGAAGCGCAGCUCAAGCAGAAACCAGUGAGCAUGCAAGAUCUUUCGUUGGCUGCAGGUCUUUCCAACACUUAUUUGCGGCGAGAUCGAUUCCUGCAAGAGCGUGUUCAUUUGCACAGGUACCCGCAACAAAGCUACAAUAACGUCAACGGACACGGCAGUGGAAAUCCCUUCGGGUUGGUGAACGGAGCUGCAGCAGACCAUGACCAAGUUUCAGAGGAUGAUGAUGCAAUGGUGAUUGACGACAACGAAUACGGUGCUCUCAAGGGUACAGACGAGACGGAUUAUCAGGGAGCUAUGAGCGCGCUUGACGAGUGUUUGCAGAGCUCUGUCGGAUAG